Messenger RNA from Esox lucius (northern pike), 2813 nucleotides. RefSeq names its product serine/threonine kinase 11 (gene stk11). Gene Ontology annotation, cellular component: cytoplasm; nucleus. The record is from RefSeq and is a predicted model, not a curated record. The transcript has 11 exons. Gene Ontology annotation, molecular function: protein kinase activator activity; protein serine/threonine kinase activity; ATP binding. Bases 866 to 2164 code for a protein of 432 amino acids. Gene Ontology annotation, biological process: protein phosphorylation; DNA damage response; regulation of cell growth. NCBI's taxonomy places the organism in Eukaryota, Metazoa, Chordata, Actinopteri, Esociformes, Esocidae.
UUCAGACUGAAGCAAAAGGAGCGAGGGGGAGGUAAACAAGAUGGCGGUUACCGGAUUGCAGCUGCAUCAGGAAUAGCAAACCUCACAUUUUUGCAGAGAAACACAAAUAAAACACUACAACGGAAUGCUACGUAACUUACAGGAUAUAUUUUUUAAUACAGUCUGAAAGUCUGGAUGUGUAGGUUCCCAAGAGGAAAAAUUGACAACUGAGAAAAUUUAGUGGACGCACCAGAACGGUUAACAAAAGAAUCAAGGAUCCUGAGAAGGAAUAACAUGAACUAUACAAAAGACAGAAAUGACUAAUUUUGGUUUGUGCUUUUUGGUGCCCUGCUCUCUCUGAGGUAGAGACCAUGGAUCGCUACAAGGACCUUUGGCCAAAAUGCUUUGCUUGGCUUUAAAACAGGACCUGUUACCUCUGCCUGUCGUCGUCUCAUAUCAGAACACAGAGAAGGUGACAUGGAGCUUGGCAGCGGAAUGUAAUCUCGGUCAGACAUCCCGCUUUCUAUUAAGUAGCACCUGUCACACGGUCUGAACUCCCCACAAAUCUUUUCAAUCUGGACCUUGUCCUCAUUCGGUCUUAGCUAACUAUCCUACACCUCUCUAGAAACCGUUAGUCUGCAGCUUCACUAGAACCGAAACAAGCCUCUUGGUGUUUACAGACCUACUCUAUACCAAUUGAAACCGUUUCAGUUGCGCCACCUCAGAUGCACCACCUCCCAUGUCCCUUAGUGUUUUCUAAUUGAAUUGUAUCCCUUAGGCACCAGGAUACACAGCCUAGGUCAAAAGGCUACAGGUCACAAUAUAGUGCAUUAGACUGCCUCGAGCUUACUGCCGGGAACUAGGUCGUAACUCGGCCGAUUUAAACAUGAGUGUCGGGGAGCUGCAGCACCUGGAUUAUCUGACUGAGAAUGAGCUGAUGGGCAUGGACACGUUCAUCCACCGCAUCGACUCCACCGAGGUCAUCUACCAGCCGCGCCGGAAGAGGGCCAAGCUGAUUGGGAAGUAUCUGAUGGGCGACCUGCUUGGCGAGGGCUCCUACGGGAAGGUGAAGGAGAUGCUGGACUCUGACACGCUGUGUCGCAGGGCUGUCAAGAUCCUCAAAAAGAAAAAGCUCCGGAGGAUUCCGAACGGAGAGGCCAACGUCAAGAAAGAAAUCCAGCUUCUACGGAGACUCCAGCACAAAAAUGUGAUCCAUCUGGUGGAUGUGUUGUACAACGAAGAGAAGCAGAAAAUGUAUAUGGUGAUGGAGUAUUGUGUAUGUGGGAUGCAAGAAAUGCUGGACAGCGUCCCAGAGAAAAGGUUUCCAGUAUUUCAAGCUCACGGGUACUUUUUACAGCUGUUAGAUGGCCUUGAAUAUUUGCACAGCCAGGGAAUCGUUCAUAAAGACAUUAAACCAGGGAAUCUGCUGCUGACUACCGACGGGGCACUUAAGAUCUCUGACCUGGGUGUGGCAGAGGCUCUGCACCCAUUUGCGGAGGACGACACGUGUCGUACAAGUCAGGGCUCACCGGCGUUCCAGCCCCCUGAAAUCGCCAACGGCCUGGACACCUUUUCAGGGUUCAAAGUGGACAUCUGGUCUGCAGGUGUCACACUAUACAACAUUACGACGAGUCUAUAUCCGUUUGAAGGGGACAACAUCUAUAAGCUAUUUGAGAACAUUGGGAAAGGAGAUUACAGUGUUCCAGAGGAGUGUGGGCCCGCCCUGUCAGACCUGCUGCAAGGAAUGCUUGAAUAUGAUCCUGUCAAGAGGUUUUCGAUACAGCAUAUAAGGCAACACAACUGGGUACGUAAAAAACACCCACCAACAGAGCCCCCAGUGCCCAUCCCGGCCAGCGCAGAGAGCCGGGAUGUGUGGCGCAGCAUGACCGUGGUGCCCUACCUGGAGGACCUGCAUGGUUACAGCGAGGAGAAUGAAGAUGACUUCUACAACCCAGAGGAUGAAAUCAUCUACACUCAGGACUUCACCAUGCCUGGGCAGGUGCCUGAGGACUUUGAUGAGGCCGAGUUGGCUGAGAGCCGGGCCCAGGCCAAGCCUGUGUGUGUCAACGGGACAGAGAGCAAGCCCAAGCCGGAGCGCAGGUCUUCCUCCUCUUCCAACCCCUCCCGUAAAGGAGUAUCCACAGCCAGCAAGAUACGCAAGCUCUCCACCUGCAAACAGCAAUGACCCCCCACCUCAACUAUCCAGCUGGUGAGAAGAGGUUGAUCUUUUCCCGUCCUUCUGUGUUUGGAGUCCUUGGUGAGAGAAGCCUGCUGACGUUAUGACCCGUGUUUCCUCCUGAACCAUUACAGUACUGUAGGCUACAAACUCUACGUGCAUGCCCGUGGAGAGAGAGAGGGGAAGAGAGGCUGCUCAGAAACUGUACCCUGGCAGGUCUUGGUGUGAAGUAGUCCUUUCUGCUUCAGUUCCCUCUGCGGAAUAGUUUUCUUUUGCUCCCCCAUCUUCCCUUCUCGGGCCGUCUCAGAGGGGGCGUGGCCCGGCUGUGUGAGACCCCCUUUGUUUUAGUUAUUUUUUUAGACAACCUUUACUUGACAGAACCUACCUGCAGUUAUUAAGACCCAUACGGAUGUGGUGAUAAAGAAUACCUAUAUAUUUAAAUGGAUGAUGCUAUAGAUACCCAUGAUAAACUGUAUUCUGUACGCUGAGAAAGGGAAUCUACUCUGUCAAGGACACAUGGACUGAAACCUUGACUUCCACUGGUGAUGUGAUGGGAGGGGGUUUAUCGUUUUGUUUUCCAUUUCUGUUUUGUUCCUUUUUUUCCAAUAAAUAUUUUUUUAAUUAUUAUUUAUAUAAAACACGUCCCAACCAAACCUGA